This is a messenger RNA of Pristis pectinata (smalltooth sawfish), 2800 nucleotides long. RefSeq names its product proteinase-activated receptor 3-like. Gene Ontology annotation, molecular function: thrombin-activated receptor activity. Gene Ontology annotation, cellular component: membrane. Lineage: Eukaryota; Metazoa; Chordata; Chondrichthyes; Rhinopristiformes; Pristidae. The transcript is spliced from 3 exons. The record is from RefSeq and is a predicted model, not a curated record. The coding region runs from base 175 to 1380 and encodes 401 amino acids. Gene Ontology annotation, biological process: phospholipase C-activating G protein-coupled receptor signaling pathway; thrombin-activated receptor signaling pathway; blood coagulation.
AACGUGCACAAGGAGAUAAGAUGUUCUUGUGGUACGACCAAACAAGGGGAUAGUCUUUCCUUUCAGCUGGAGAAAGAAUACUUGUUUCAUUCACUGCGAGGAUCAAGUCAGAAUUUUGCCUGGGCUGCCACGCGGAUUCCACUCAGAAAGAUCUUGGAAGAAAAGUGCAACAAAAUGAAUUGUAACAUAUUGCUACAGGCUGUUCUACUAAUUUUGUGCAUCAUAUGGAGCAGGCAAGCAGCUAAUUCUUCCCUAGAAUAUGAUGACUACAGUGAUCAUACUUUCCAAGACAAAAUUAUAAGGGGUUCAGUACCAAGUGUGGCUGACAUCAUGAAAACAUUUAAAGGCAAUCAGCAAAAAGUGAAUGGCUCCAAUGAGACUUUGUAUACCGUGGGGAAGACAGCCAGAACUCACCUCACUGGUCCCACCACCACAGCUACCAUCCCAGCUCUUUAUAUCUUAGUCUUCGCCAUUGGGCUCCCAGCCAAUGGACUGGGUCUCUGGAUAAUGGCAACAAAAAUCAGGAAAUUACCUUCCACCAUCUUCCUCAUCAACUUAGCAACCGCAGACCUCCUCCUGAUCCUCAUCCUGCCUUUCAAGAUCUCCUACCACCUUCUGGGCAACAACUGGCUCUUUGGCGAAGCGCUGUGUCGAACGAUGACCACCUUCUUCUAUGGGAACAUGUACUGCUCCAUCCUGCUCCUCACCGUCAUCAGCAUCGACAGAUACUUUGCCCUGGUGUACCCUCUCACCUCUCGACAGUUCAGGGACAACACGUUUGCCAUUAGUGUCUGCUCGGUGAUUUGGGUAAUCGCUGCACUCUUGGUCCUGCCGUUUCUCUUCGAGGAGCAGUUGCUCAGAAUCUACAACCUAAACAUUACCACCUGUCACGAUGUGUUGCCAGAGGCUAGUCAGACUGGGUAUUUCUUCUACUACUUUGUGUGUUUGGUUAUCAUGGGUUUCUUAAUCCCAUGCUGUGUCACCAUAUUCUGUUAUGGAUCUGUAAUCAAAACUUUAAUAGUUAAUGAAAAGAGUUAUAUGCGUGCUGCAAUAGUCACUUUUCUGAUUCUACUGGUGUAUGUUGGGUGCUUUGCUCCCAGCAAUAUAAUCCUCAUAAUUCACCACUCCGAGUACCACCUUACAAACGACAGUGAUCUCUAUAUUUAUUACAUGGUCUGCCUGGUUGUCAGUAGUUCCAGCAGUUGCAUUGACCCCUUCAUUUACUAUUACAUUUCUGAUGAGUUUCGGGUCAGGGUAAAGCAUGUUAUUUGCUGCAAGGACCAGCGUGAAAUGCUGUCUGGUAGGACCACCCAAGAACUCUUACGCACUAACACCUAUUCCUCGCAGUCCAGAGCUGGAACGUCCGUGAGAAAUAUUUGAUUCUGUGCAGGACCUGGAAAGAUUUCAAAGGCACAGAUUGUAAAAUACUUUCAGUACUGACCAGCUCACAGAAUGGUUUCAGCAUCAAAUCAACAAUAGAAUUGAAAAUGAAUCAAAUUCUGUUAGUUCAGAUUAAUUUAGGAGAUUAUGUUUUUCUCAAAUGUCACCUAUUUGGAACUUUGAAAACCAGAAUUUGUGUUUCCUUCAGUAUUGUUGCAAUUGUCAGGCAGGAAGAAGUGCUUUCCCUCCAGACCACAGCUCCUUCCAGACCACAGCUCCCACCAGACCACAGCUCCCUCCAGACCACAGCUCCCUCCAGACCACCACUCCCUACUGCCAUGUUUACCUGCACUGCACUUUCUCUGUAGCUGCAACACUGUAUUCUGCAUUCUGUGUUCUUUUUUAUCUCCUCUCUAAGGUUACGUAUGGCAUGAUCUGACCGGAUGGCAUGCACACAAAAGCUUUUCACUGUAUCUCAGUACAUGUGGCAAUAAUAAAUCAACACCACGUCUUACUCUCCUUCUUUCUCAGAUCAGUUCUAGGUCCCUUAUCUUCAACUUAUGUCCUCUGGUUCUGGAUGACAGUGAGAAGUUUCUCAUGGUCUACCCUAUCUAUGGCUCUUAUACUUUGUAUACUUAAAUCAAGUCCCCCCCUCAGCCUCCUCCACUCCUAGGAAAACAAGCCCAGCUUAUCCAGUCUCUUCUCAAAACAGAAACAUACAAUCCCAAGUAACAUCAUGGUGAAUCUCCUCUGCACCCUCUCCAGCGUAAUCACAACUUUCUAGUAGUGCACAAUGAGAAUUGCACAAAAUACUCCAGCCCUGGCCUAAGCAACAUUUCAUAUAGUUGUGCGAUAGUCUCCCUGCUCUUAUAUUCAAAGCCUUUGCUAAGAAGACAACUUGCUUUCAUGACCAUCUUAUCCACCUGUGCUGCUACCUUCAGGGGAUCCUUGGACUUGUACCCCAAAGUCCCUCUGUUCUUCAGUACCUCAUAGGGCCCUACCAUUCAUUAUAUAUGUUCUAGCCUCAUCAGUCUUCCAGAAAUGCCUCAUAUUUAUCAGAAUUAAAUUCUAUCUGCCAUUGUUCAGCCAAUCUUAGCAACUCAUCAAUAUUAUUAAGUAGCCUAAAAACUACCAUCCUCACUAUCAGCACCACCACCAAUUUUGGAGUCAUCUGAGAACUUAUUAAUCGUACCUCUUACAUUCACGUCCAAAUAAUUAAUGUAAAUAAACAGAAUGGGUUCCCUCACCAUUCCCUGUAGUACAUCACUGGUCGCAGGCUUCCAAGCGUAAACCCCAAAGCAGCAGCCAAUCCCCAGACUUAAUAUUAUUUGACAACUUGAGGUGUACUAAAACUUGUGUAAAAAUGUAAAUACUGUCUCUGGCACAAACCUGUGCAACAAAUAAAGACAAAUCAUAUAGA